AUGCUUUCUAUAGAAGAAAUUCGUGCCCUCGGAGAACCUUCUGCCGAAUUCAAACCGGCAAGUCGACCGUACAAUCUACCAAACUUUCCUCUAACACACACUUCUAACGAUAAUCAGAUACUCGAAUCUGGCAACCCCCUCCUCGGGGCAUUCACCCACGAAACUAACAUUCAUGAAAUACGAGCCGCUAUAGCCCAAUCUCGUCAAGCCCAGAAAAAGACCGAACCUUCUCAUCUCCCGUACACAGAAAAAGACAUUAAAAUACCUCUUCGAGAUGGCCGUACAACAACCGCUCGUAUAUAUACGCCCCGUGACGUACCCGCAGACUGUUGUCCCGGCAUGAUAGUCUUCCACGGCGGAGGCUACAUGGUUGGCGAUUUAGAAACCGAGGCACACUUGUGUGAGUGGUUCACAAAACUGGGCGGCAUCGCCGUGAAUGUGGACUAUAGACACGCACCAGAGCAUGUGUUUCCAGCGGCGAUUGAGGAUGCGUUUGAUGCCACGAACUGGACGGCGGGCAACGCCGAGUCUUUGGGCAUCAACCCUGCAAAGGGGCUCGUCAUAGCCGGAGAGUCCUCCGGCGCAGACAUGGCGUUAGUUGUGGCACAUCUUUGCAAGGACUCCAACAUGUCACCGCCUCUUUCAGGAAUCUAUGCGGCCAUGCCGGCAGGUGCUACGAGGGAGACUGUCCCUGAGAAAUAUCGAGAGGCAUUCUUCAGUAUGGAGCAGAAUUCGCGGGCGCCGGUGCUGUACGCCGAGUCUGUGGACUUUGUACGGAAGACCUACAAAGCCGAUUUGACCAGCCCGCUCCUAUUGCCGAUAUCUUUCUCGGAUCACACGGGUCUGCCCAAGACUUAUUUCCAAGUUUGUGGGCUUGACCCCACGAGAGACUGUGGUCUAAUCAUGGAGCAAGUUUUUAAAGACGCGGGUGUUCAUACAAAGAUUGAUGUGUAUCCCGGGGUUCCGCAUGCGUUUUGGGUACUAUUCACCGAGCUGGAAGCCACCAAGAAGCAGAACAGAGACGCAGAGACGGGACUGCAAUGGCUUUUGAUGAAAGAAUAG
Molecule: messenger RNA, 1062 nt
Organism: Pochonia chlamydosporia 170
Lineage: Eukaryota; Fungi; Ascomycota; Sordariomycetes; Hypocreales; Clavicipitaceae
Product: lipase 2
Exons: 3
Coding region: 1-1062 (353 amino acids)
Molecular function (GO): hydrolase activity
Source: RefSeq, a predicted model, not a curated record